Molecule: messenger RNA, 919 nt
Organism: Annulohypoxylon maeteangense
Lineage: Eukaryota; Fungi; Ascomycota; Sordariomycetes; Xylariales; Hypoxylaceae
Exons: 4
Coding region: 189-806 (205 amino acids)
Source: RefSeq, a predicted model, not a curated record
UUGAGAGUCAUCAGGUGAUCAAUCAUCCUAUACUGACUGCGUCAUUCUCUUCAUUUCUAAAUCCGUCGCGUCACGCGUCGCAUACUCUCUAAAGGGGUCAGACUAUUCUAGGCGCUAAUUUAUUGCUCUGCUAUUUGUUUGCAGAGGUUUCCCGAACCGAAACGUACACGUGAGAUUAAAUAAGGACAAUGUCUACCACACCUAGAUCAUUAUCGCCGGUGAAGGCGCCUUCGCAAAAUGGGAUAGCACCGGAUCAAUCCAUGAUGGUAGAGUUGCCGACUCAUUUGGGUGACGAAACUGAGAUUAUUGAGCCGCAUGAAGAGGAUGUUACAGUGAGACUGCAUUCACAAACACAAUCACAGCCACAGUCACCCCCACUGGCUCAAGGUCUAAAAAUUGAGCAGAGCCAGGAAAUCUCUUUGCUCAGGAACCUAGCGAUGCAACGUCAGCGACGGACACAGACUCCCGAUCCGCAAAAUCGACGUAGCAAUAGGUCUGAGAUGCAGAGUCCGGGCCACCUUGCCGCGUUUGAUUGGGAGGACUUUGAAGACCGCUAUGAGAAAGCUUUACAAGAGGCGGACGAGCAAGAGAAACAGCUGUUAGAGGAAUUUGACAACUUAGUCAAGUACUUCAAUGUGUGGGCGUCGGCUUCAUCUACGCAUGAUAACGAGAGAGCUGUUAAGAGAUUACAAACUCGUGAGAGACACGUACGCCUUUCCGAGCAGACACUCUUGCAAAAGAAGCAGCAUCUUUCCGAGGUUGUGAAAGCCUUCCAGAGUGCUCUGGCACUUUUGAGCACCACUUAAUCGACACAUCACAUUCGGUACCCUUCUAACACUUCUCUUCGUCAGGUCUUAGGUCAAUGAGGAGACACUAAAAUUCAUAUCUUCCUCUUAAAAAAGACCUAUGAGGGAUAUGG